GCUUUGCAGCGUCCGAGGGCAGCGCAGCAGCUGCAGCGGCCGCCGCGGGAGGGGCCCGGAGCCCCGCCCCCGGGGAGGGGCCUUCCGCAGGUCUCCCCUCUACCCUCCACGCUGGGGAUGAAAUUUAGCAACAAGAAGGAGGCAGUUCACGCGGCGUUAAUGGACUGAGACUAAACCAAGACCCGGGUAAAGCUACCUAUUGGAGGUGAAAUCCCGCCCACUGAGCUCAGGCUCCUCCCCUGAGAGAGAGUUGUAAAAGACCCGCCCUCUCCGCUCGAAGGCCCCGCCCCUGGGCCUGAGUUGCUUUGGGUCCUGUCUAUACAGCUCCGCCCACCCCCGUCUUUGCUUCCGCUGCUGGGAGGUUCUGGUGGGGGGAGGUCCCGCCCCCUCGAUGUAGAGGCCUAGCCGGCUCCGCGCUCAGGGCCGCCCGAGUUUAAGUAGUAGAGGCCCCUCCCACUCGGCUCUAGGGCUCCAACCCUGGGUCUAAGUCGCAAAGGGUCAUGUUUGCAUAAACCCCGCCCGUUGUGCUCUUAGGCUCCGCCUUCGCGUAAGGCCCGCCCUAGCCUUUGGAGCCCAGGCUUAAGAAGACCUUGCUCCUGAACAGGCUGGUCCCUGAUUUUAGGCCCUACAGCCCUAUCCCCAUCAGCCUGGUAACCACCAGCAUCGCCUACCUCCCUCUGGGUUCCUGGGCCAGCAAGAUGCUGGAGCGAGAUGCAGAGUCCGCGGCCGGGGACACCGAUCCUAGUCCCACUGGCAAGGAACCGGUAACCAAGGGAGGAGCCCCCCACCAGGGCUCGCCGCAGGAGCCCAGCGAGCCGGUGCCAGGGCCUGCCACGUCCGCGGGGGCGCCUUCUCAACCCCGCCGGCGGCCCCCGCCCCAGCGCCCGCACCGCUGCCCUGACUGUGACAAGGCCUUCUCGUACCCGUCCAAGCUGGCCACGCACCGGCUGGCGCACGGCGGCGCCCGCCCCCAUCCGUGCCCCGAUUGCCCCAAGGCCUUCUCCUACCCCUCCAAGCUGGCAGCCCACCGCCUCACGCACAGUGGUGCCCGCCCACACCCAUGCCCACACUGCCCAAAGGCCUUUGGUCACCGCUCCAAGCUGGCAGCCCACCUCUGGACCCACGCGCCCGCCCGCCCCUACCCAUGCCCCGACUGCCCCAAGUCCUUCUGCUACCCCUCCAAGCUGGCAGCCCACCGCCACACGCACCAUGCCACCGAUGCCCGCCCCUAUCCUUGCCCGCACUGCCCCAAGGCUUUUUCAUUCCCCUCCAAACUGGCUGCCCAUCGCCUCUGUCACGACCCCCCGACGGCGCCAGGCAGCCAGGCCACAGCCCGGCAUCGCUGCUCCAGCUGCGACCAGGCCUUUGGCCAAAGACGCCUCCUGCUCCUUCACCAGCGCAGCCACCACCAGGCUGAGAGCCAGGGGGAGCGUGAGUGAGUCCUCCCCUUGGCUCACGGCCCCCUCUGCCACCAGCCCGGGUCAAUAAAGGGGCAGCAUUUUUAAGCUGGGCUGUAUGGACUUGCCUUGACCAGAUAGCUGGCAGGGAGACUGACUCCACACUGGGCUCCAACUUAUAAGGCUGAGGAACUCUUUGCUCACCUGUUUUGGGGGAGGGGAAGGUUGUAACCCACAGAAAGUUAGCGCUGGGCCCCAAACCACGGGCUUGGAGCUGGGGUUUGAAAGCAAGCCCUGGCUCUGGUUUUUCCCUAUUUAUAAGGCAAAAGUACAAAGUCUGCUAGCAGCGUUGGUUGCUGACGAAUGUGGGGAAACAGGGUCUCUCCUUAUUGUAAGUUAAAUUGGUGCCUCCAUCUUGGCCAUUUGACGGUCUGUAAAAAAUUUAAAAUGCUCACAUGCCCGUGUCAACUAUUCCACUUCUAGGAACUUACUCUAUAGAUAAACUCAAGCACUGAAAAAGGCAUAAGGAUUGUUCAUCUGUUCAAAAAGGCAUAAGGAUGUUGGGAAACCACCCAAGUGCCCAUCAAGAGGGGACCAGCUAAUGAAAUACAAUACAGCCAUAGAGUGGACUAUGUUGCUAUAGGGAAAAAACCUCCAUUUGUACAGAUGUGGAAUGAGUCCCUAAAUAUACGAAAUGAUAAAAGCAAGAACAAAGGGCAUACUGUCAAUAGUAUAAACAUUUUUUAAAGCUCAAGCUUUGGAGCUAGCCCUGACCCACUACUUAUAAGCCGGGGGGCCCUGGACAAGCUUUGUCACUUCUCUGGACUCAGAUGCCUUAUCUAUAACAUGGGAGUGCUAGGAGGCCUUUGUAAGGGCACAAGCAUCAUCUCUGGCAUCACUUCCCUUCUCGGAGCCUGUUUCUUCUGCUAUAAAAUAAGAAUGAGCUAACACUGGA
This is a messenger RNA of Callorhinus ursinus (northern fur seal), 2352 nucleotides long. NCBI's taxonomy places the organism in Eukaryota, Metazoa, Chordata, Mammalia, Carnivora, Otariidae. The record is from RefSeq and is a predicted model, not a curated record.